ACUGUAACAAACAAUAAUAUGAAUACAAUACUAUACGUAUAAAACUUUAUUGUUUUUUCAAUAAAUUUUCCGGUAUAUAAUGUGUUUACGUCUCUGUAUUAUUUUAUACCCAUAAUAAUAUUAUAUAGUCACGACGAGUUGUAACACAACAGUUGAAGAUGAGCGCUGCUUGACGGUGGUCCUGCGUCCUCGCGCAUACGUAUCCUCCCUCUCCCCACCACGAAAUCCGAAGGCACCGCGAGUCGUCAGAUGCUCAGAUAAUGAUAUUAUAAUAUAUCUGCAGUAAAGUAUACCACACUGCAACCAGUUCUACCUCGGCCGUCUGGCGUCUGCAUUCCUGCGACCGGUUGAACGUGGUAUAAUCAUUAAUCAGUCGUAGCUGGGCCGUCACUCGUUUCCUGCCGUACUGCGAGGCGUACGAUAUAAGCGAUACGAUCAUCUGCUCCGUGUCGUAUCGAUUUUCGACAUAAAAUCGUGCAAUCGUUCGUAUUGAAUAACUUUUCACGUAGGGCGUAGGUGUACACCUUGCAGGUAAAAAUAUGAACAAAAUACUUGGCACGUUCACGAGAGUCCUGCAGAACCGGCGGACAGCGUUUUUGCUUUUCCGCACGACUACUGUAAACCGGGAAAAUCACUUUCGGUCUAUGAGCGCGGUUCGCACGCCUCCGGUGACUCCGGUUUUAAUGGGUACAGCGAUCAGCAAGGAAGAGCUUGGGAAUUUUAUGGCAGCAUUCCCAGGCAUUGUCAAGGAUCUGACGGACAACGGCGUUAAGUUGGACGCGCCCGACGUCACUAAAUGGUUCGAAAACGUGUUGCGAUACAACGUACCCGGUGGUAAUAAUAAUCGAGCAUUGACGUUGGUACAAUCAUUCAAGACGCUAUCCUCGCCGUCCGUUCUGACAGAUGAAAAUCUUAAAUUAUCCUAUAUACUAGGAUGGUGUGUUGAAAUCCUGCAAGCCUAUCAAUUAGUGUUGGAUGAUGUGAUGGAUAAUGCUAUUACUAGACGAGGACAUCUGUGUUGGUUUCGACAAAAAGAUAUUGGUCUAAUAGCAGUGAACGAUGCUCUUCUCCUUGAACAGGCCAUUUACCAAUUACUUAAAAAACACUUCAAGGAUAAGCCUUAUUAUACGCACAUUCUGGAACUGUUCUAUGACGUUAAAAUGAAAUCUGCGAUGGGCCAGUGUCUCGAUAUGUUAAUUGCGAAAAGCUUCAAGCAUAAAAAACUUGAAAAGUACACUAUGGACAGUUAUACAGCUAUUGUGAAAUAUAAGACUGCGUAUUAUUCGUUUUAUCUUCCUGUGUGUCUCGCCAUGCACAUGACAAACACCAAUGACCAAGAUAUUUUUAGACAAUCAAAGGCCAUAUUGCUUGAAAUCGGUCAAUUAUUUCAAGUUCAAGAUGACUUUUUAGACUGUUAUGGAGAUCCAGAGGUCACAGGAAAAAUUGGCACGGACAUAGAAGAUGGAAAAUGUACUUGGUUGGCUGUAGUAGCUUUACAAAAAAUCAAUUCUGAACAAAAGAAAAUUAUGGAGGAUAAUUACGGUAUUGACAAUCCAGCCAAUGUUGCAGUCAUCAAAGAUUUGUAUGAACAGUUGAAAUUACCAAAUGCGUUUCAACUUUACGAAGAAGAUAUUUAUAAAUUAAUAAAUACUCGUAUUCAAAAUUUGUCGCAAGGUUUGCUACAAGACAUGUUUUUUAAAUUCUUGGAAAAGAUUUAUAAGAGAACCUUCUAAUUUAAAAUCUUUAUCAAUUUCAUUAAUCCACAUUUUUACGAUUUACAUUACCUAUAUUAUAUAAAUAAUAAUAAUAUUUUUUAGAUUUAGUCAAUUAAUUUUAUACAAUUUUAAAAAAUCAAUAUGCUCUAAACAUAUACAA
Molecule: messenger RNA, 1875 nt
Organism: Aphis gossypii (cotton aphid)
Lineage: Eukaryota; Metazoa; Arthropoda; Insecta; Hemiptera; Aphididae
Product: farnesyl pyrophosphate synthase-like
Exons: 8
Coding region: 540-1733 (397 amino acids)
Biological process (GO): trans, trans-farnesyl diphosphate biosynthetic process
Cellular component (GO): cytoplasm
Molecular function (GO): (2E,6E)-farnesyl diphosphate synthase activity; dimethylallyltranstransferase activity
Source: RefSeq, a predicted model, not a curated record